Rotaria socialis is the source of this 2005-nucleotide messenger RNA. NCBI's taxonomy places the organism in Eukaryota, Metazoa, Rotifera, Eurotatoria, Philodinida, Philodinidae. The record is from the annotation of a GenBank genome assembly.
UUUUGCGACGCCUUCAUGUCAUCUAAGAAAACCUGAGCUGAUAAUAUAAAGUUCAACAAUCACACUUAUUCAUGAAAUCUCAAAAAUGCUUUCACUUUCCUUUUUCGGAUGAAUUUUUCAACGAAAUUCAUUUCUGUAUGAUUGAGAGAAAAAAUCCAAGCACAUAUUGAUACCGCUCUUCGAUCUAUGAUGUUGUCAACUUUUGCCAGUGAAAUAUUCUACAAAAAUUUCAAUCUUAGCAAUUCCGAACCUGUUGCCACAUGACGACUCAUAUCAAUUCCACUAAGUUCCAGAUUUCCGAAUGACACUUGUGCAACCGAUCCCUACAGUAACAUGGGUUUUGCUUGGCACUUUGCUUUUAUCGAUGUGACAAUAAAUUUUCUAGCAAAAACUAUCACUUUCAAUCUAGCGAGAAUACGCCCUUUGGCGUAAUAUUGAACAUUGCGAAACUGGUCCCACGCACAGAACCCAUCCCAUCAAAUUUCUAGCAAUUCCGGAAUUCCAACGAACACGACCAACAGGGAAUUGCACGCAAUUCCGAUUCUCUCCAAAAUUGAGUUAUCCUUCAUUAUUUGUUAUUCGGUACCUUCUCCUCUCGACUUGCAGACAACGAUACUAGUCAUGUCCACAUCAGAAUUCGCACAGACACCCACACCAACAUUCCCAUAACCACUACUCUAUUUUAGGCGGCUGCACUGACAACAACGGUGGAUGUGAUCCAAACGCCACUUGCUCACAUGAUGCUACGACAAAUGCAAUAGAUUGCACCUGUAAAACUGGUUACACCAACACUGGUAGCUCUGUGAACGUUGUAUGUAAAGAUAGUUGCACUGUCAACAAUGGAGAUUGUGAUUCAAACGCCAUUUGCUCGCAUGAUGCUACGACAAAUGCAGUAAAAUGCACCUGUAAAGCUGGUUAUACGAACACUGGUAGCUCCGUGAACGUUGUAUGUAAAGAUAUUUGCGCUGUCAACAAUGGAGAUUGUGGUACGAGCGCCACUUGCUCAUAUAAUGCUGCAACAAAUGCAGUAGCAUGCACCUGUGCAGAUGGUUAUAUCUACACAGUCUCGGCUUCGGAAGGUAUACACAGAGUUAGUAUUCCUGCUGGUGCUAAAUGGUCAAAGAACGGAGUGACUGUUGCUGGAGGUCACGGGGGAGGGGGUGCUAGAAAUCAACUCUUCUACGCUUGGGGUCUCUUUGUUGAUGAUGAUCAAACGGUGUUUAUUGCUGAUUGGGGGAAUCAUCGUAUCGUGCAAUAUAAGAACGGUGAUACGACGAAUGGACAAGUUGUUGCUGGUGGUAAUGGCGUAGGAAAUGGAUUACAUCAAUUGUUUGGUGUAAUUGAUGUAUUAAUUGACAAAAAGUCGAAUAGUCUCAUUAUUUGUGAUCAAGGGAAUUUACGAGUUGUACGAUGGUCUCGUUGUAGUGGUACAACACAAGGAGAAGUCCUCAUUGAUAACAUCUACUGUGCAGGAUUAGCAAUGGAUGAGCAGAGAUAUCUCUACGUCUCUGUAAUCGGAAAAAGUGAAGUGAGACGAUAUCAAUUGGGUAAGAAGAAUUACACUAUCGUAGCUGGUGGUAAUGGUGAAGGUAAUGGUCUCAAUCAACUCAACUAUCCGACAUAUCUCUUUGUCGAUCAGCAACAGAAUGUCUACGUGUCAGACAGCUCCAAUCAGCGUGUAAUAAAAUGGAAUAAAGAUGCAAAAGAAGGUAUUGUGGUCGCUGGUGGACAAGGCCUAGGGGGUGCUCUGACUCAAUUGUAUUAUCCUGAAGGAAUCUUCGUUGAUACGUUCGGUACACUCUAUGUAGCAGACUCGGGGAAUCAUCGCGUCAUGCGUUGGACUCAAGGAGACAACAAGCAGGGCACUGUAAUUGUGGGUGGAAACGGCGCAGGAGUAGGAGCAAAUCAGUUCGACCGCCCCUUUGGUUUGUCUUUCGAUCGACGUGGUAAUCUCUAUGCUGUCGAUUACAAUAAUCACCGUGUUCAACGAUUUUCUAUCGAAUAA